AUGAAAAUCACUGAGGAGGACCUGUGGAUCCGCACCUAUGGUCGACUCUACCAGAAACUGUGCUCCUCCACUGGUGACAUCCCCAUCGGCAUCUACCGCACUGAAGCCCAAAAGUUACCAGUCUCUGAGUCCCAGGUGUCCAUCACAGUGGAGGACUACGAGGACACCAGAGAGCCCAGAGAGCCCCUGCUGUCCCGGAGGGGUCCCCACCGCAACUCCACCUCUUCCGAGCCCCCCUCCUCUUCCUCCCACUCCUCGGACCACCCCCUCCUCCGGCGGAAGAGCAUGCAGUGGGCCAGAAGGCUGAGCAGGAAGGGGGGUCGGGGGCCCAGCGGGUCGAAGGGGGUCACAGGAAGCGCUGCAGAGAGGAUCAGCCAGCAGAGACUGACCCUGUUCAGACGCUCUGAGAGACAGGAGCUCAACUCUCUGGUCCGCACACGCAUGAAACACCUGGGCCUCUCAGCCACAGGAUUCAAUGGGAUGACGGACCAGGGCAACAGGUUGUCUUACAUCCUCAUCAACCCCUCUCCUGACACCAGGCUGGAGCUGCACGAUGUGGUGUACUUGAUCAGACCAGACCCUCUGUCUCUGUUGCCUAACCAGGGGGGCACUAGGAAGGUCAGCAACAGCCGCUCCGAGGGCCACAGGUUCGACACACAGAACAGCACCCAUUUGUGAGCAUAGACAACAGAACUCAGCAGCAUAGGGGGAGUGGAGAGAGAAAUGAGAGAGAGACAGAGAGAGAAACGAGAGAGAGAAAGAGAGACAGAGAGAGUACGCGAGAGAGACAGAGCGAGGGAGAGAAAGAGAGAGAGAAACAGAAAGAGAGCGGGGGGGAUAUACUAUAGGGAAAGACACGUGUUCCACAUCUACUCUGAACAGACAGUCACAGCUGUCACGUUGUUUUGUAUUCUGAAACUCUCAAAUGCAUGGACCUUUUCUACAAGCUGGUUUGUUUCAUUUAUGCACCGUUUCAUUUUUGAAGUGGAGAGCUGGGGACACAGAAGUGCAUUCAAUGACCUUGCUAUUUGUAUUUAUGUAUGUGCAUGUACUGUAUGUAUGUUAUGAGCCAGACACUGACAUUUAUAUCUGGACAGCCAAAGGAACACAUUUCCAAAUGACUGUUAUUUUUCUGUCUCUAUGUGGUUGUGUGUGUCGAGGUGAUUGCAGCCGAGCCAACAGUAUGCUGAUCUGGGGUUUCAUGAAUCUGUUCUGUACCUUUUUAUCUGAUCCUACUGGUACUUUAACUCUCCGUCAGUUCCCACAUUCAUCUUUUAGCUCACCAGCAGCAGAGGAAGCCAAAGAGCAGUGAUCACCUGUCAAUUUCCACAAUUAGAGAGCUAGCAGGCAGACACUAAUGCUGGAUGAUCUAUAACACCAUUUACUGUCUUCAGAAAGAAAGGGAAAAGCUUUGAAGGAGUGACCCAGUCGAUGAGUAUCUCUUGAACAAAGCCAGUAUUCGUUUACUGAUUCAUGUAACUUUAUGGAUAGUUCUAAAUGGCCAAGGCCAGCUUUUCUGUUUCUGUUAAUUAGUUAGUUAGUUAUUUAGUUAGUGUUUACCCUUCCCCACGUCUCCUCAACCAGCUCGCUAUUCUAUUAUUGUCAUGCAUGUUGGAGAGUCAUGCAUGUGGAGACCAAGGUCUUGAAAGCCAUGUGAAUCUUUGUCUGAAACUCAGCAGAGGUUUAUCAGAGAUGGUGGCGCCACCGUGUGGUGAGAAUGCUGCUCAGCAUCCAUGCACUACAGUGCCCUCAUUCAGUGCUGUUUCAACAGAUAUGGAAAUAUGUAUAUAUUAAAGUUGCUAUACAUCUACUCUUUCAAUGGCUCAGUUUGAUUUCCAAUUCAUUUUCAAAGCUGUCAUUAUACUCUCACACUGUAGCCAGGCUUGGCUGCCCUGCCAUCUUGUUCCCCCAGUUAUGGCUUGCUGUGAUCAUAUGUUUGUAUUGGUGCCAGUCUGCUCUGAAGGCUAUGCAUAUCAAUAGAGGUGUUUUCCUACCCUUAUGAAUCCCCUAAUGGUCUGAAUGCAGUCUCCGA
Oncorhynchus nerka (sockeye salmon) is the source of this 2032-nucleotide messenger RNA. RefSeq names its product potassium channel subfamily T member 2-like. Bases 1 to 678 code for a protein of 225 amino acids. Gene Ontology annotation, molecular function: intracellular sodium-activated potassium channel activity; outward rectifier potassium channel activity. NCBI's taxonomy places the organism in Eukaryota, Metazoa, Chordata, Actinopteri, Salmoniformes, Salmonidae. Gene Ontology annotation, biological process: potassium ion transmembrane transport. The record is from RefSeq and is a predicted model, not a curated record. Gene Ontology annotation, cellular component: plasma membrane. The transcript is spliced from 4 exons.